Dothidotthia symphoricarpi CBS 119687 is the source of this 1382-nucleotide messenger RNA. RefSeq names its product Actin/actin-like protein. The record is from RefSeq and is a predicted model, not a curated record. Bases 77 to 1120 code for a protein of 347 amino acids. Gene Ontology annotation, cellular component: actin cortical patch; Arp2/3 protein complex. Gene Ontology annotation, molecular function: actin filament binding. Gene Ontology annotation, biological process: Arp2/3 complex-mediated actin nucleation. NCBI's taxonomy places the organism in Eukaryota, Fungi, Ascomycota, Dothideomycetes, Pleosporales, Dothidotthiaceae. The transcript has 4 exons.
AACGCAACAUACGAACCACGGUCGCUCUUCACACGCUGUUGUUUGCCCAGUUUUCACAUCUCGAGCUCUAGAAAGCAUGGCGGAAGUUCCCAUUGUUCUCGACGGCGGAACCGGCUUCCUCAAGGCGGGCUAUGCAGGACAGAACUUUCCAGACCACCAGUACCCUUCGAUAGUCGGCCGGCCCAUUCUGCGUACCGAAGAGCAGAAUGGAGGGGACAUUCAGCUCAAGGACAUAAUGUGCGGAGAUGAGGCGGCGGCUGCGCGCUCUAUGCUCCAGAUCACCUAUCCUAUGGAGAACGGUAUCGUCAAGCGCUGGGACGACAUGCAGCACCUCUGGGACUACACGUUCCACGAGAAGAUGAAACUCGACACAAAUGGCCGCAAGAUCCUGCUCACCGAGCCCCCGAUGAACCCGCUCAAGAACCGCGAGACAAUGUGCGAGGUCAUGUUUGAGCGCUAUGGCUUUGGGGGUGUAUACGUAGCUAUCCAGGCUGUGCUGGCUCUAUACGCCCAGGGCUUGUCAUCUGGUGUCGUUGUCGACUCAGGCGAUGGUGUCACGCACAUUGUCCCCGUCUACGAGAGUACCGUCCUCAACCACCUCACCCGUCGCCUGGAUGUCGCAGGACGAGACGUUACUCGUAACUUGAUCGCGCUGCUUCUACGGAGAGGGUAUGCACUCAACCGAACCGCCGACUUCGAGACUGUACGCCAAAUCAAGGAGAAGCUCUGUUAUGUUUCGUACGACCUCGAGCUGGACCAGCGCCUCAGCGAAGACACAACGGUCUUGGUGGAAUCAUACACUCUUCCAGACGGCCGCGUCAUUCGAGUGGGCAGCGAGCGCUUCGAGGCGCCCGAGUGUCUGUUCCAGCCGCAUCUUGUUGACGUCGAGCAGCCCGGCGUUGCCGAGUGCUUGUUCAACACGAUCCAGGCCGCGGACGUCGAUGUCAGGACCAGCUUGUACAAGGCAAUCGUGUUGAGUGGUGGCAGCAGCAUGUACCCGGGUCUGCCCAGCCGGCUGGAAAAGGAGCUGAAGCAGCUGUGGCUUACAAAGGUCUUGGGAGGAAAUCCCGAGCGACUCAAUGUAUGUUUGCUUCUACCCCUCACUGAUGAUCAAUUCUAACUUAAGCGCCCUAGAAAUUCAAAGUUCGCAUCGAGGAUCCGCCAAGGCGACGACACAUGGUCUUCCUCGGCGGUGCUGUACUCGCAAACAUUGUAAGCCGAUCGACCUUUCCAUUCCAUAUACAGAUGCUGACUACGCACAGAUGGCCGAUAAGGAGAACAUGUGGAUAUCAAAGGCGGAAUGGGAGGAGCAGGGCUCGAAGGCUCUGGAGAAGCUGGGUGCGAGAUGAUGCUGAGAAGGGAACCGACUGCACACACAUCCU